UGAUCUAGUGGCGAGGACUUUGAAUAAUCUGCAGGCACCAAGUCGUAGAUCAAAAGUUUCAAAUCUCUCCGUCAUCAUUUAAACGGGGAUUUAUGAUUGGUGAAAACCAUAGCAAUUUUCUAAUUCAUCUAGAAGCUCGAUGAGCAGAAUGACCUCUAUAAUAAUUGCACAAAACUCCAUUCCUAUUCACUCCUCACACUCAAAACCAUAAUCGCAAUCCCUUCACUUUAACCUUCUUUCUUACUUCUAAAUUAAACUCAACAAUUUAUCUGCGAAAUUAAACAAUUUUUGCUUAACAUGGGUAGUGAAGAGUGUAAUUUGCACAUAUUCUUCUUUCCUUUCUUAGCUCAUGGCCACAUGAUUCCCACCGUUGACUUUGGUUUACCUCAAGGUAGUAUCCGCGUCAAAACCGUCGAGUUUCGCCCAGUUGACUUUGGUUUACCUGAAGGUUGCGAUAACGUUGACUUUAUUCGUUCAUCGGAUAAGAUUCCUCUGUUCUUUGAGGCCACUAGGUUUCUACAAGAACCAUUUGAGCGGUUAUUGAUUCAGCGUAAUCCUGAUUGUGUUGUCUCUGAUAUGUUCUAUCCAUGGACUACUGAUUCUGCUGCUAAGUUUGGGAUUCCUAGGAUUAUGUUUCAUGGAACUAAUUUCUUCUUCAUGUGUGUUAGUGAAUCUACCAGACUCUAUGAGCCUCACAAGAAUGUUUCUUCCGAUUCGGAAUACUUUGUCAUUCCUAAUCUACCGGAUGAGAUUAAAAUGACAAGGAUGCAGAUGCCGCCUUUCGCUUUGCACAACGAAGGAAAAGGCACGCACCCCAUCGCCAAAUUGUCGAAGGAAGCAAUCGAAUCAGAUAAGAAGAGCUAUGGAACAAUGGUUAAUAGUUUCUACGAACUGGAGAAAGAUUAUGCAGAUCAUUUCAGGAAUGUUCUUGGAAGAAAAGCAUGGCAUAUUGGACCUUUGUUUCUUAUAAACAAGGACGACACUCAAGACAAAGCUCAAAGAAGAAAAGAUGCAUCUAUUGAUGAAAAUGAGUGUUUGAAGUGGCUUGACACAAAGAAGCCCAAUUCAAUUGUUUAUGUUUGCUUUGGAAGCAUUGCGAAUUUUCCGGAUUCUCAGCUAAGAGACAUUGCUAUUGGUCUCGAGGUGUCGGGGCAACAUUUCAUUUGGGUAGUGAAGAAAAGCAAGGAAGAUGGAGAUGAGUGGCUACCGGAGGGGUUUGAGAAGAGAAUGGAAGGAAAGGGACUAAUCAUAAGAGGUUGGGCGCCACAAGUGUUGAUUCUUGAGCACCAAGCAAUCGGAGCCUUUGUUACUCAUUGUGGUUGGAAUUCGACUUUAGAAGCAGUGACUGCUGGGGUGCCAAUGGUAACUUGGCCUAUUGCGGCAGAGCAGUUUUACAAUGAGAAAUUGGUGACUGAGAUUCUUAAAAUCGGAGUGCCCAUUGGCGCGAAAAAAUGGUUGAGAUUGAUAGGGGAUACGGUUAAAUGGGAGGCAGUGGAGAAAGGUGUGAAGAAAAUAAUGGUAGGAGAAGAAGCAGAGGAAAUGAGGAAUAAGGCUAAAGUGUUGUCUCAGUUGGCUAAGAGCGCUGUGGAAAAGGGAGGAUCAUCGUACUCUGAUUUAGAUGCACUCGCCACUCAUUGUGGAGUUGGCUUCACACAAGCAAUGAUUUCCCAUAUUUUAAAAAUAGAUUACUCGUUUUAAUUUAGCAACUUCAGUUGUAAUUUUAAAUCACAAGGGUAUUUUCUUGCCAAUAAGUUAUAGCUCAAAUG
Messenger RNA from Arachis ipaensis, 1766 nucleotides. Its product is annotated as putative UDP-glucosyl transferase 73B6. The record is from RefSeq and is a predicted model, not a curated record. Lineage: Eukaryota; Viridiplantae; Streptophyta; Magnoliopsida; Fabales; Fabaceae. Gene Ontology annotation, molecular function: UDP-glucosyltransferase activity.